GUGUUGUCAAUCAGCCGAGUUACGUGUCGGGGAACAUCAUUGGGUAAAUAGGACACAGCUCUCCGUUGUGUUCUUGCGUCCCGCCAAGUUGUUGUUUGUAUGUGCCUCAAGCUGUUGCAUAUCGGCUCGAGUGCUUUUUCAGGACCUUCAUUCGACCAGCGAUCCCAAAUCUCGACUUCCUGUGACCCUCUGCACGCACACAAAUGGAGAGUGGAGUCUUGUAGCAAAUGCAUUAAAGAAGUCAAAGGGGGAUUCUGGAGACCAAUCAGAAUCUCAUGACUGAUCUGGAUGCUUGUGAAACGGGAAGCCAACUGUCGGAUCCUGAUCAACAAACCUCAGCUGAUCAGAAUGCGCCUUCGCUCCCCCUGCGCCUCUUAUCGUCUCGCGACUGUCUUUCUCCGCGCUUUACCGUUGGGUCGCUCCUUCAAUGGCCUCGCUGCUGUCCUGGCUCUUCACACUCUCAUUUUACACUCUCUGUGCGCUUUCGGGGACCGCGACCAUAGACGACGAGCUGGGCGACUCGCGUACGGGGGUCAAGCCGGUAUACAUCCCGGCCGAUAAGUGGUGGCUAAACACGAACUGCCUGACAUGCACGGACUCGCUCGUGGUGGAUAACCUGUUUGCGCAGACAUGGCACGAUGGGCUUCAGGCCGUCCAGGGAACACCCGUUUCCCUUUCACUCUCUUUCACCGGGACGGGAAUAUCGGUGAUGUGUGCUGCGAUUGACCUCGGGCCACGCACGGACAUUGUUACGCCCAUGGACCUCGCAUUUACGCUCGAUGGCCAGCCCCACGGGACGUAUCUGUAUCCGCAAACCGGGAAGGCUGUUUAUGUUUACAACGUGACGGUGUUCAGCGUGUCUGGGCUCCCACAGGCGGACCAUACGGUGACGUUGACGACGAAUAAUGCGAAUACGGGAUCCAGGAUGUUUUUCGACUGGGCGCAGUACACGUUCGAUGACCUACCGGCGACCUCGUCGAUUUUGUCCGCGUCUCGCGCCACGGCGGUCGUAGUUUCGACUCAAGUUACGACAAGCACUGCGACGGCCGUGAGCACCGCAGUGAUCGACACAUUGUCCAGCACAGGGAGCACGGACACCGUACUCCAGAGCUCGACUUCAGUAGCAUCUGCCAUUCCCCAAUCACCUAGCAGCGUCAACAUGUUGUCGCAUGAGUCUCAAUCAACGCCAUCAUCUUCCGCGUCGUCCUCUGCAUCAUCCGCCACUGUUUCGAGCACUCUUCUUCCCACCGCAUCCACGGGUACUUCACCCGAAGUGUCUCCGCCCGCCACCGGCAUUCGCCGGAAAAAUACCAGCAUGAUCGGCGUCGUUAUCGCCGUCUGCAUCUCCGUCGUCGCACUUGCGGCCAUCUUUCUUUGUAUGCGAUACCGUCGCCACCGCACUCGCAGGACAUCCACGGAGGAUCAGGAACGCACACCUGUUCCGUACACCACUGUCCAAUUGCACAGCGCCGGGUCUCUCCAGUCCCUGCUGUUGCCGAAUCGCCUGGGCUCGGGCUCAGCCUCGGCCGGCGGCACGCACCUCCCAUCUGCACUGGCAUCCACAGCGGAUGUUGAUAGUGGCUCAAUGUUGGAUCCACCGCCUUCGUACGCUGAACGUAUGUCGUCGCACGUAGUGGUGACAUCGCCUGCCCUCGGAGAUCGGGGGGCUCCGUUUGAGAUGAGGAAACCCGGCUGAGUUUUUCACCUUUCAGUGGCACUUGACAAAGAUUUUUUUUUUGAAUUGCUACGUUCAAAUUAGUUAUGCACAAACC
Mycena citricolor is the source of this 1772-nucleotide messenger RNA. The record is from the annotation of a GenBank genome assembly. Lineage: Eukaryota; Fungi; Basidiomycota; Agaricomycetes; Agaricales; Mycenaceae.